Messenger RNA from Spodoptera exigua (beet armyworm), 2177 nucleotides. The record is from the annotation of a GenBank genome assembly. Lineage: Eukaryota; Metazoa; Arthropoda; Insecta; Lepidoptera; Noctuidae.
AAAGUCUCACCUUAAUCAAAGCGAUGCGAACCGUACUCAAGCUAAAUCAUAUAACACUUUCUCCCUAAAACGAUUAUUUAAAUUAGCACUUCACUUCAACAAGUCUUUAUUUGAGAUUGCAAUUUGAUUGCAAUGUAGUUUAUAGUUAGUUUGAAAUACGUAAAAAAAAUAUUGAAUUGUCGGCCUAUGGCUCGAGAUUGUUGAUUUUGACAGAUUAUGUUUGAAGUCAAUCAACAAAUGACGGAUGAUGUUGUAUCAUCAUGGUAUUUUGCACAGAGGAUUUUUUUGUUGAAGCAUCGAGAAGCAGGAAUCGCUAAAAUAUGAUUAAAUUUAUCUAUGGAUUUAAGACACUUACAAUUUUUGUAGAUUUGUACAUAGCAUAGAAUAUAUAUUGAAACAUGGAGGAUGAAAUAGAAGAAGUAGAGGCGCGCCCUUCGAGUGCGCGACGUAAUUUAACGCUAAGAAACAAUGCUGCUAGGCAGGUCGCCGUUAACUUCAUGCCCUCGCGACAACUACCCUACAACACAUUAAGACUUCGAAGGAAUAAUUCCGAGCACAAUGCAUUAUUGGAAGAGAUUGAUUCUGCCGACACCGACGCGCCUGAUGCUGUCGACAAGCAAGCAGACAUCAUCGUCAGGGAAAUGGAACAGCAUAAACGGCUCAUGGAGGACGACCCUGGUGCUGAGGAGUUGAGAAGGGAAGCCCUAAGAGAUCUCCCACAAGGGCUGACGAUGAAGAGGAAUGUGCGUGCCAAACUGUCUGCCUCAGUCAGCCUUCGGUCCAAGCGACGGCCCAUCUCGAUGUGGAAGCGGAUGAAGUAUCGAAUUAGUUUUACAUGGAAACGGAUCCGCGACCGCUGUCGUGACGUGGUUUUUUCCUUCGAGUUCUGGUACGAACCUAUCCGCCAGAUCGAAGGUCACUUCGGCUCAGCAGUGGGUUCCUAUUUCUACUUCCUGCGCUGGCUAUUCGCGCUGAACCUGCUUCUGUCCAUCCUCAUCACUGCCUUCGUCAUCAUACCCCAAGCACUCCACGAUGUGGAGACAGCUAAUAGUGCUAAGUUAUCGUUUCUGGAUUUUAUUACUGGAAUGGGCGGGCUGACGGACUCCCUCAUGUACUACGGGCACUACCACUCGGGUGAGGUCCGCGCGCAGUCCUCCCUCACGUACAACAUGCCUUUCGCCUACUUCUUCACCAUGGUCUGUCUGUACCUCUUGUUCUUCGGUAUACUCUGCUACAGGACAGCGUACUCAUACCGGCUGAAUUUCAUCGAGACGUCGGGCGGACUGAGCCAUGUGUUCGCUAAUAAAGUAUUCUGCGGAUGGGAUUUCGGAGUCGUCACGCCGGAGGCCGCCAAACUUAACGCCAACAGUCUUUAUAACGAGUUUAAGGAGCUUCUGAACGAGCAGAACAGGAAGAAAGCGUCGUCAUGGUGGUUGGUGCGUGCGGGUCAGUACUUGUGCAACGUGACGGUGUGGGUGUUCUCGGCGGCGCUGGUGCUGGGCGCGGCGGCGGCGCUGUGGGCGCUGUGUGCGUGGCGCGGCCCGCGCUGCCCGCUACUCGUCACCGCCGCGCUCGCCGCCGCACUCAUUCUCUGCCCGCUCAUGUUCCACGUGCUCGUCAAGCUAGAGUUCUACAACCCCCGGACGGCACUAUACGUGACUUUGGCCCGAACCUGGCUCCUCGACAUUGGCAUCCUUAUGGUACUACUAGUGUACUGGUCGCAAGCACACGCGAAUCAGUGUUGGGAAACUUCGUUCGGUCAGGAGGCGUACCGGCUGGUGUUGCUAGACUCCGUCAUAUCUUUGCUUGUGUUGCCACUAUUUGAGUUCACUAGAGGCUUAAUUUAUAAAUGGAGCAAGGUAGGCAGUCCUCCUGAAUUCAACCUGGCGUACAAUUCUCUGACGCUGAUGUACAACCAGGCCGUGGUAUGGAUGGGCGCCAUGUUUGCUCCCCCGCUGGUGCUGGGGGUGACCUUGAAGCUGUUGCUGCUCUUCUACGUCAAACGGGAGGUGGCGCGGAGGGCCUGCCAUCCUGCUAGGAAGGCAAGUAUUGGCAGAGGAGCAAAGAUACAAUGACAUUUAAUCAUGAGAUUUGUUUCUUCUUGCCAAGAGCCAAAGUAACACAUGAUCAUUUGUAAUUGUUUAGUUUCACCCACAGUAAUCAAAUAAUCCUGACCU